This is a messenger RNA of Cavenderia fasciculata, 2082 nucleotides long. RefSeq lists its product as uncharacterized. The record is from RefSeq and is a predicted model, not a curated record. Lineage: Eukaryota; Evosea; Eumycetozoa; Acytosteliales; Cavenderiaceae. Gene Ontology annotation, molecular function: protein binding. The coding region runs from base 1 to 2082 and encodes 693 amino acids. The transcript is spliced from 7 exons.
AUGUCAUCAUCAGGAAAAUACGUUGGUUUAGGUCCAAGAGACUCCUCUGAAAGUCCAUUCCCAGACACAUUUUUGAACUGGAGAGAGUUGAUCUACUUUAGAUCAUGGCAAGCAAGCGGUCUUGUACCAUUUGUUUAUUAUUUCUUAUUCAUUGUUGGUUUCAUCCUCUUUAUUUCAGAGAUUGUUGUUAAUACCAUUGCUUUCAAGGCUGGUGGUUUCUUCCUCGGUCUUCUUUAUGGUAUUAUUCAAUUUAUUGGUAUUGUAUUUGGAGGUAGAAUCAUGGCUGAGGUCGUUCUCUCCAUCUUUGACAUUAGAGACAAUAUUUACAGAACUGCUGCUGGAUCAAACAACGUCAUUUCACACCAACCACAACCAAACCCAUACAUGUCUAGCUCUGCAUCAUCUGAUCAAUACAACAAUGCUCCAAAACGACUCGACUACGAGAUUUUCAAAGAUAAAGAGAUGAUGUUAUCAAGAUGGACACAAAGUGUAGUUAGAUGUACUUCAUCAGCAUCAUUGUAUUCUUCAUUACAAUCGAUUUCAUAUUGUACAACAUCACCAAUUAAAAAGAUUAAAUCAAAUGUACUUCCUCCUCCUCCUCCUUCUUCUUCAACAUCAGAACAACCAAUAAUAAAGAAGAAAUCAACAUAUAUAAAACGAUCAGAUCAACAAGCAAUUGAUUCGAUUGUAAAGACAAGAAGAAGAGAUGCUGAAUAUACAUCAAAUGAUCAAAAACUAUUGGAACGGUCACCCGAAGAUCGUAAAUUAUCACAAGUAGAUUACUUUAAGAAACUUAGUAAAUUGGGUAGAUAUGAAGAAGCGAGUACAUUGUACAAGUAUUUGGGUACAAACAAGAGAACUGUAUUUGCCUACGAGAAUCUAUUGUUGGCGUGUGCCGUUUCAGGCAAGUUUAACGAGUCAUGGCACGUCUACAAUCAAAUGAAAAAGGAUUCACUCAAACCUUCUAUUUACACGUUGGCACAUCUCCUACAGACAUGUACUACUGCACGUGGCAUAUCAAACGAGAGAAUUGGUGAACGUGUCGACAAGGUGAUUGCAGAGUGUGAAAAGUAUGAUGUUGCAAUGACCACCACCUUUCUCAAUAUUGUCAUGAAGGCAUUGGUGUAUGUCGGUCAGCAUGACAAGGCACUCGAGUUUGUCAAUAAUAUGAAAGGGGCAGGUGUCAAGCCCGACAUUGCAACCUACACAACAUUGGUCGUUGCCAUGUCUGAAGAGUACAAACAACGAACUGGAUUCCUCGAAAGUAAGUUUGGCCUGUUGCAUACAAUCAACACAUCACACAAUUCACAAGAAUUGGACGAGUUGCGAUCAGACGGUGUUAAACAAAUAGAAAAAUACACUGGAAUCAUUAAACUACUCAAAAAGAGUAAUGUCAAGGUCGAUCGUUAUUUCAUCAAUACAGUAUUACACGCUUGUAAACUUACAAAUAAUCCACAAGGUGUAUUCCAAGUUUACGAUACCUUUAAAGAAAUGAAUUAUACAAAAGAUAUUCAAAGUGAUACAAAAACUUAUGAUAUUUUAAUUUCUACUUGUUGUUAUACAAAUAAGAUUGAUAAAGGAUUAGAAUUAUUUGAAGAUAUGAUUAAUUAUAAUGUUAGACCAGAUGUUGGAUUGAUUAAUUCACUUUUUAGAUUAGUUUUACGUAUUGCAUCUACGAAACAAGAAAAUAUUUAUGAUGUCGAUGUAUUUAUGGAUCGUAUCAUAAAAUAUAUGGAAAGAUAUCAAAUAUUACCAAACAAGGAUACUUUCCAAGUUUUAAUACCAACCUAUUCAAAAUUACAAAGAUUUGAAAAAGCUUAUGAAUUAUUAUUGGAAAUGAAGGUUUUAAAUAUAAAACCAAGUAUUAAAGAUUAUACAGGAUUAAUUGUUGGUAUUCAAGGUGAUUUUGAAAAGGUGAUGAAAAUAUUUAGAGUCAUUGUUUCACAACGUAUAAAGUUGACACCAGAGUUUAUCAGUAUCAUUUUAAAGAUUGCUAAAAAGAAAGGAUCAGAUGAAAAUAUCGAGGAAAUUGCAAAGGGUAUAAGAGAACUUGAAAAUCAAACUUUAAAUAAAUCAAUUUAA